This is a messenger RNA of Mirounga angustirostris (Northern elephant seal), 7104 nucleotides long. RefSeq names its product protein phosphatase, Mg2+/Mn2+ dependent 1L (gene PPM1L). Gene Ontology annotation, biological process: peptidyl-threonine dephosphorylation; positive regulation of canonical NF-kappaB signal transduction; negative regulation of canonical NF-kappaB signal transduction. The transcript has 4 exons. The record is from RefSeq and is a predicted model, not a curated record. Gene Ontology annotation, molecular function: cation binding; protein serine/threonine phosphatase activity. Gene Ontology annotation, cellular component: nucleus; cytosol. Bases 743 to 1825 code for a protein of 360 amino acids. Lineage: Eukaryota; Metazoa; Chordata; Mammalia; Carnivora; Phocidae.
AGCCGAGCGGUGCCGAGCAGAGCAGGGAGGUAUUGGGGAGAGGCUGGCUGAGCCCGCCGGCGCGGAUCGUGCUGCGUCGCCGGGCUCCGCGUACCCCCGCCUCUGCCCAGGCUCCCGCGAAACUUUUAUUCUCUGGGGGCUUCCCGGGGUGUCUGAAGGAAUCGGAGCGCUCGGCAAGCUCUGCGCUCCCCUGCCGCGGCGACCCAGGGGACGUGCAUCCCUUGCCCGCUGGGCUCUCGCGCCCCGCACCUCCUCACCUGCUGCUGAUCUCUCCCCAGAGCGGCGAGGGGGCACCGGCGGAAGGGCCGCGCGGGCGCCAGCGCCUCCGAAUUCUCCCGCCCACCACCGUAGACUCGCCCGGCGCAACUUUAACUUGAUUCCUCUAGCCCAGCUCGGGCACCGGCGGCUGCCGCUUUGCUGCCACCUUUGCCGUCUCGGCUACCGCCUCACAAAGGGGCGCGUGGAGGGGAGGCGGCACAUCCGCGGGCACAGGCGCCGGUGCGCGAGGCGCGGGCCUCCUUGCCGCCGAGGCCGGGAGACAAAAGGGAAACUGCCUCUGUUCGCCGUGCGGGCUGGGAGCAGCCUGCUCGUCCGCCUUCUGCCGGGCUCCGCGAGUCUCCUCCCCCAAGCCUCGGCUGCUGCUCCGCCUCCCUCCCCGCGGGCUGUCCCCGCAGUGCUCCGGGACCCGGCGAGCCUUCGGGGCGCGCGUCGCUGCUGGUGGUUGGGGCUGUAGCGAUAAUAAAUGAUAGAGGAUACAAUGACUUUGCUGUCUCUGCUGGGUCGCAUCAUGCGCUACUUCUUGCUGAGACCCGAGACGCUCUUCCUGCUGUGCAUCAGCUUGGCACUGUGGAGUUACUUCUUCCACACGGACGAGGUGAAGACCAUCGUCAAGUCCAGCCGGGACGCCGUGAAGAUGGUGAAGGGCAAGGUGGCCGAGAUCAUGCAGAACGAUCGGCUCGGGGGGCUCGACGUCCUGGAGGCCGAGUUUUCCAAGACCUGGGAGUUUAAGAGCCACAACGUGGCUGUGUAUUCCAUCCAGGGCCGGAGAGACCACAUGGAGGACCGAUUUGAAGUUCUUACGGACCUAGCCAACAAGACGCACCCGUCUAUCUUCGGGAUCUUUGACGGACACGGGGGUGAGACUGCAGCUGAAUAUGUAAAAUCGAGACUCCCAGAGGCCCUUAAACAGCAUCUUCAGGACUACGAGAAGGACAAAGAAAAUAGUGUUCUGUCUUACCAGACCAUCCUUGAACAGCAGAUUCUGUCAAUUGACCGAGAAAUGCUAGAAAAAUUGACUGUAUCCUAUGAUGAAGCAGGUACAACGUGUCUGAUUGCUCUACUAUCAGAUAAGGACCUCACGGUGGCCAAUGUGGGUGACUCGAGAGGGGUCCUGUGCGACAAGGACGGGAACGCCAUUCCUCUGUCUCAUGAUCACAAGCCUUACCAACUGAAGGAGAGAAAGAGGAUAAAGAGAGCUGGUGGUUUUAUCAGUUUCAAUGGCUCCUGGAGGGUCCAGGGAAUCCUGGCCAUGUCUCGGUCCCUGGGGGAUUAUCCGCUGAAAAAUCUCAAUGUGGUCAUCCCAGACCCAGAUAUCCUGACCUUUGACCUGGACAAGCUCCAGCCCGAGUUCAUGAUCUUGGCAUCAGAUGGCCUCUGGGAUGCUUUCAGCAACGAAGAAGCCGUUCGAUUCAUCAAGGAGCGCUUGGAUGAACCUCACUUUGGGGCUAAGAGCAUAGUUUUACAGUCAUUUUACAGAGGCUGCCCUGACAAUAUAACGGUCAUGGUGGUGAAGUUCAGGAAUAGCAGCAAAACGGAAGAGCAGUGAACCCUUCUGGGUCUCGGCUGCCCUCGCCUAAAGGACUCUCAACACACUGGUCUCUUCUAAUGUAGUGAAAGCGUGGGAGUUACAGUUAGGAUCAGCCACCUAGACGUGGGAUUCCCCUCCCUGGUGGGCAUAGGUCUAUAUGCAGUAAUGAAUAGAGGGUGCUCUUGGCCCACAUAGCUGAGAGGCUGGAAAAUGGUUUCUUCAUGUGUUCCCAAUUCUUUCCUCCGAUGUUCAAAAUAUAUAAAUAUAUAGCUGUAGAUUCACAAGUAUGACGUGAACGGCACAUGUGCCAUAUAUUCUCCCCUUUGGGAUUCUUUUCAAGACCUCUUCCAGGAUUCUCCAGGCAUCAGACUCUGUCCUGUCCUUGGAGUGGUGCACAGAGCAGGCCUCCGGAGCUGCAGGGGACGGGCUGCCGCGGCCCCUGUGAGUCUGGGCGGACGGGCCGAUGCCCGCUGCUGAGAGGCAGAGCUAUCCUGAGGGGGCUUUGUCCUCCUGAGCCCAGCUUUUCUGCUCAGCAGCAGCCCAGACACAGAUGUGAAAUGGUUUAUUAUUCCGUGGCCGCUUUUGGAGACGGGGGGAAGGGGGGAGGAUGAGACCGCCCACACAGCACACAUAACCUUUUCCCCUGGCUUCCUUUCUUACUUAAAUAGACUCUGUGCCACCUGACCCGUCUCCGUGCAUUUAUCCUAAUCGUGCAUGACCUUAACCUUUUGCUUCUACCUUACCUUAUGUAAUAGGCAGCUGUGAAACCACCACCAGACACCACGAUUUUUUGUCUUACCAAGAAACCUAUUAGGGGAAAUGGAUAAAGCAAAUCACAAUACCAUAAUUUCUUCACUCUUUAAGGGUAGAUGGAGGGAAAUAGCGGCCAAAUAAGUCACAGUGUCCCCUGGGAAAUCUGCUGUUUGCGUUAGGAGAGAAAGCUGGGGAGGUCACCACUCUGAACUGAGCUCCAGCGGCCGUUUUUGUGUGGGUUUUUUUCUUCUCUCUCUCCUGUCCCAGUAGCCUUCAAGUGUCUUUCAAGCGGUGUUCUGAUCGGCACAGCCUUGAACUGCGUGUGUGUUCCUUGAAGCCGAGGACACAGUGCCCAGCGGAGCUGGGCAUUUGGUGAUAAAAUGCUGGCGCGUGCUUCCCCUUGACAGUGGAGAGGCAGCUGCCUAUAACAUUCGGUUGCAGAUCACUGUCCACACCAGGUAGCUUUCCCCAGGCAAGCACAGCCCGCCCCCCCGCCACCCUGCGUUCCGCGGCAACCAUGCUCACUGGCUGGGAAUUCAAGCUCAAACCUGUAUUGUUAAGUGGCUCAGAGUUAUUUCGGGGCCAGGCUUGCUGCUCUUCGUGCCCUGUCACCAGAGUCAUGUUUCCAAACUCAGUGUUUUAUAAAUUAAUUGACCGAGUGCUGGGUCAGCCCGUUUGCCUGGCUGAGGUGGCUCAAACAACCAGACAAGAUUUUUGUUGUGUCCCCACCCUUCUGUGUCUGAAAUGUUGAGGUGUCCACCUGGUUUUGUCCUUCUCAAGUGGACACUUGUCUUUAGAGCUUCUCAAAGGUCCAGUUCACUGGCCACCUCCAGCCCACAGUGCCCCUCCUUCCCCUGCCCUUCUUCAACUGUGGAGCUUUCCCGAAGCAGGUUCCAGGGGAGAACUUGGGAGGAUGAAGCUUCCCUUGUGGCUGCCAAGGGCUGCAGCCUGACUCGAUUCCUCCAAGCACUUACCGUCCUUUGACUGCAAUGAGAAUUAAUAAUGGUUUCCCAAGCGAUUUGCUCACUUUUGUAAACUGUAACAUUAGAAUUUCCAGCAUUAGAAUUAGAACCCUGGUUAUUUUUUUUUUUAGCUACAGGAAGUUCUAGUACAAAAUACCUGUCACCAUUUUAGAUUGAAAUAUUUGCCUAUUGAGAGACAAUGAACAAUUGGAUGUGUGUAUUUGGGGACGGGGUCAGGGGAGAGGAAGAUGGGAGACAGGCUGGUUGUGCUCAGUGAUGGGAUGGGCAAGCCAGGUGGCCUUGCUUGGAGAUCUAGGACAUCCUGACUCUGGCGAGUUACCAAAGCCCACCAUCUAACUGAAGGUCAAGAAUAAGCAAUUUCAGCAUUUUAUGCUACCCAGUCCAAUUUCCUUUUUUAUUUUUAACUUAACCCUAAAAUUUAUAUUGACAAGGGAAAGAGAUCUUUUAAUUCCAUGAUCAUUAUUAGUAAGAUGAAAAUAGACAUGUUUUGGUGAAGAUGAAAAAGCAAAGCUACAGGAAGUUAGUGUUUGUUUACCCUGAGCAGGGUCUUCCUGGGUGGUGCCGAGGGCAGGUGUGUUGGCCUUCCCCUCCAGCUGAGGUUACCGGGUGUCUUCUAGUUUGUAGAAUUAAUUCAUUUCUGAAUUUAACCAUGUAGUGUGUGUAUUUCCUAUUCCCUUUCUUUCUGCCUCUUUUCCUCCCACUUUGGCUUGUAGAUUUUUUAAAGACAGAUGUUUUAGGCAAAAUAGUAGCAGUUUGAUUAAGAGUUAUGUCUAAAAUCAGGGAACUUUGCUUCCUUCCCCCAUCCUGGAGCUCUCCCUCUGCCCCUCGUCCAGCUGUUAGGGGUCUGCAGACAUCACUCCAGGGGUGCCCUGUGGCUCAUUUUCUAGGGACAACAAGGGAAAAGUUGAAUCUAGCCUUUAGGGAAAUUUUUUUGAGAAGUUUGCAUGUGAAGCUUCCCUAAACAGCACUGCCAAAGCUUUGGAAUUAUCACAUGAGGCUGCCCAGACUCCCCAGCCCGAGUUCGCAUUGCCAAUAGCCCCAUAGUGCCAAAUUUGGGGAUGGUUUUUCAUUUCUUUUACAAAUGAAGUUGGGAAUGAAUGACCACAUGCUUACGAGCCCCCAGCAAGAUGCCAAGCGCAGACCCUCAUGAAUGCACCGCUCUGCUGUUGUCCCCCCCAGCAAUUUGUACUCUUAACAUGGGUUGGGAUUGGGGGGAGGGGAUAGGAUAAGAUAGGGAAAAUUUUUUUGAAAAUUCACUGUAUUUGCAAUUCUCGAAUUAAAGGAAUAAAUAAUACUUACAUUAAAAACUACAAAGCUAGUUCCCAAGACCUGCAUUCAUUUUAUGUGACCAACUUGCCCAAGGCCCUGAGCUCUGAAGUCACUAUUCUAAUACAACAUGACUGUGCGUAUAUGUACACAUUACUGGUAACCAGCAGCUACGUUCUAUUCCUUGCCUUAGAUAGAAGGUAUUGGCCUCUUGAAUCUUGUCUAUGUAAUAAGAGUAUUACAGAGAGUGUUUUCUAGAGUGAGGAGCAUAUGCAAUCUGGGUAAUUUAAAACAGGGCUUAUUUCAUGCAACUGUAAUGAUUUCAGCCCACAUACAUUCUGUGCAAACGGGAUUGCGUGAGGAUGAUGGCAUCGUUUCAAUCCUAUCUGAAGUCAUUCUGGGAAACUGAUGACAUUAUUGAAUUGGAUCACUUGGGUAUCCGGCAAUACAUGAGGGAUAUGCAAAGGAGUGAUCACCUUUUCCUUUGCCAAGUAUAUCUUGAUUUUCCGGAUUUUUUUCCCCCUGAAUUAUUGCCAGAUCUAAUGCUCUUACAACCAUGUCAAUGAAGAAGGUUUAGAAAGGGCAACAUUUCACUGUACAUUUGAAAGUAUGUGAAUACACACUCUGGAUGAAGCUUUAUUCUUCCAUGAUUUCAGAAAUGAUUUUUUUCUCCUUUGACCCAUCAUCAUUAGACUGAUCUUCCCUUAAUAUUCUCCUAAAAUUGCCUUAGCCGGUCACACCAGCAUUCCUGAACCAGCUCUGCAGAAAUGACAUGACUGUUAGAUACACACUGGGGCCUAUUUAAUUAACUCUAGGUUAAAUCAUUGGUAUCUAGACUUUGGAACUACUUAGUUGAACACUGCAGGAGUAAUAGAAUCCAGUGUUCCCCCAGAGUGUGUUCCAUAGAACACAAUUUCCAAAGAUGAUCUUCCAAAUAUAGGGUUCCAUGGUCAAAUGAGUUUGGGAAAGAUACUAUCUUAAAAAGUUAGUGCAUAUAAGCACAUAGAAGGUUUUAUUUAAAUGUCCUAUAGGUGGGCGGUGAGGAGAAGAGAAGAAACACACCACAAAUGUAAUUUCAGUUAGCUCAGUGUUUUCCAGAUUAAUUUGGCCAGAGAAACUUAUUUUGAGUAACACCUAGUAACAUUCCAAGGAGCUUGUGUUCCACAGGACCCACGUUGGGAAUUUCUGGUAUAUGGAUAUAGUACUAUUUUCUCAUUCACUACAACUCUUAGUGGUAGCCGCACAAUUUGCAAUUUUGAAACACUAGUCCUUUUCACAUAUGAGGCUGAUUUGUUAAUGAAAGCGGGAAGAAACAGUAUGACUUAGCAAGACCCAUCAGCAGCUUCCCAUUGAUAACAGAAGCCCAGCAGUCCUACCUGAAGCUCUAAACUUCUCUCUUUUGUGUUAAUAGGCAGGAGCAUUGCCAUAUAGCUAGGGAUUUCUCAUAUUCAUUCCAAGAGCUUUCCGUUGUGUUUUUGAAGUCAUCUUUGCUUUCCAGAUUGAAUCAAAAUAAAUAUUUUUACAUCUCAUCACUAUGUGAAAGUUUAGAAAUAUAUAUUUAAAACAGUAGAAAAGGAGGAAAAAGACAUUUGGUUAUAAUUCAUUUUAAAAUUUUAACUAGAUUUUUAAAAUUAUGUAUCCAUUGUAUAAUAAUGGAAAUGUGAACUAUUAACACUUAUUUACUCUUUGUCCUCUGUCAUUCUUUCCAGAUUCAAUGAAAUAAUCUGAAAUCAACCAAAGCUCAUUUGUUCUAAAAUCCCUAUCCCAUGUUGUCCCACUUUUCACAUAUUAUGUAUAGGAUUAAGUUUGGUGAGUUAUCUCUUGACUAAAAUGUAGGGCUUGACUAUAACUCUGUACUCGUCACUCUCGGCCUGGGCAGGCCUGGGACGCUCUAGGGAAUCCUGAAAUAACAGAUGAAACAAAUUUAGUCCAAAACACCGUGCACAGUGAAGUUAGGGUAAAGUCAUUAAUCAGAAUUACCAGGAAUACAUCCACCCUGUGGACAUUAUCCAAAAUAGUAAAAAACUGAAAGUAAAACUGCUUAAGCUAGGUGGCAGAUUUCAGAGGGCAAGUGACAGUUGAAUUAGAUAUGUGCUUCUAGACAUGUUUGGUAAUAUGUAAAUUUUUUUUGCUAAUUCUUAAUGUCGAUGCUUUGUCCAUUAUUUUUUCUUUUUACCACUGUUAAACUGCAGACUGUUUAACUAAGGGUGGAUUGUGAUCAUUUUGAUGUGUUUAGUAAUAACCACACCAUCAUUUGUACAAUCACUUUAAUAAAUCCAAGUUAAGGACUUUGAA